This is a messenger RNA of Struthio camelus australis, 6724 nucleotides long. The record is from RefSeq and is a predicted model, not a curated record. Lineage: Eukaryota; Metazoa; Chordata; Aves; Struthioniformes; Struthionidae.
GGAGUCUCCGUCUGAGGCCGGAACAUCUUACGGUCUUAAACGGAGCCUUUAAACUGGGGGGAGCUUGAGGGUUUUGGAAGUGCCCAGUCCUCUCUGGUGGAAAUUAAAGUUGGUACUCAGCUGGCAGGCAAAUGCCAGAUAUUUUGACACGAUAUCCCUUCCUGAAUGUUAAACGUGCCUCUCGCGUCGCAGGCCCCCACAGCCCUUUGGAUGGACGCUACGCAAACACCCGGGCUACGAUCUCUGUGCCGCUGAAUCAAUUCUUACACGCUUGUAACUUCUGUAGGAGCAGGAUCAGGCCUGUUGCCCCACGUUGCCUGAGCUGUCCACUUGCAUUGACAGGUGAGUUAAAGAGGAGCUGUGAACAACGGCUAUGGCACUGAGAUGCUUUCGGCAGCUGCAGUCCCUGCUGUAUCGUUCUUCGUUUGCAACGAGGGUGUUGCCACGGGCUCCUGCAGGCUGCGCAGCCCUGCUCCUGAACAGCUGCAUGCAGUGUGUCCAUCAGAUGAUGCAAACUAGACAGCUAGCUACCAAAAAAGCUAAAGGUAAAGGACAGGCUCAAGCCAGAGUGAAUAUCAGUGCUGCCUUAGUUGAGGAUAUUAUCAAUUUAGAAGAGACCAGUGAAGACAUGCAGGCGGUAGUAGAAGCCCUGAAAGAAGAUUUCAGCAGAAAUCUCAAUAUUAGAACCUCACCAGGGGCCUUUGAUCACAUAAUUGUGGUGACAAAAGAUGGGAAGUUUCCACUGAACCAGCUUGGGCAGAUCUCGCAGAAGUCACCUCAGCUCGUUUUAGUGAACAUGACCAAUUUUCCAGAGAGUACAGCUGCAGCUAUGAAGGCUAUAAGGGAAAGUGGAAUGAACCUAAACCCGGAAGUAGAUGGGACAAUAAUUCGGGUACCAAUCCCCAAAGGAAGCUUGGGCCUAGCUGGCUGCAGCACUUUGCAAGAGACAGCCAAAGACUUUGGAAGCUGUAUCGCCUUAAUUCAAGGGCUGACUCCUUGCUGCUUUUCUGCAAUUCCUGGAGUUACAUCAGCACUGAGCAGCAGUAUUGCAGUAGCGAAUGAGUAGUAUUAGAGGUGAACAGCACCUUGCUGCAGAGAACAUCAAAAGGAAAUGAUGGAAGGAAGAGGGAGGAAAUUGAGAGCUUUGACUAAAAAAGCCACUCCCUCUCCUCACUUAGGACACACCUUACAGCCCGUGGCAACAUGGACGUAAAACGUCCGUCUGUAUGUAUAUGGCUCGUGGUCAGAAAAGCAGCUGCUCCUGCCUGAGGACUGGGCUUCACUUCCCUCACCAUCACAGGCUUCUCCCAGCGCUCAGACCAAUCAGGCAGGUGUCUUUACAUCAGUGCUUUAGCUGGGAUCAAGAGAGUGCUUUAGAAGCAAGUCACCUGAUGGUCAGUGCUUAGAAGGCUUUGGUUCACAGCGUGUUGCUGUCUCAAAACACGUGAGUAGGAUUCCUUUCAGAUGAAACUGAACAGAAAAAUAUACUCUGGGAGUGCACCUAAUGCUCCCCCAGUGCUCACAUGUGUUCCCUCCCUGAGAGGAGACCGGAUCUCCUGUAGAGCCAGACCUCUGGAAGGCAGGCAGCUCAGAGCUGCCCUGCAGCUCGGCUCUUCCUGUGGCACGUAUCUUGCUAGCACGGGCACCGCACCGCCUGUAAUGGGGAGAGUAGCGCUGCUCUGCCCGGGUCUGGGUGGUGCAAGGUCAAUUCAUGAGUUGCUGUGGGUGCUCAGACCCUGCUGGAGCGGAGUCAGAUGUGGAUGUACAAACCCACCACUGGCCUGAUUUCACAACUCCCAUAAAGGCUAGAGACGGCUUUUACACUGCGCGUACCAUGCACAUGCACUGCAUUUUACAAGCAGGUGACUUCUGAGUAAAGAUGAACUAAGUAUUUCUAGUGCUUUAGAUCUAUGUUAAAAAUACUGCUGGAUUUUAUCUAGCAUUUUGAUUAGGGAAUUCUAAUUGCAGCUUUCUGGUGCUGUCGGCGAAAGGGAAUGACAUUAUCAUUCUAUUUGCUGAUUUUCUUUUUCCCCUGUGCUCUCUGCCCUUCCCCCCUUCCUCAGGAGAGGAGGCAGAGGAGGAGGGCACUAUUAUCUUCAUAAUUGCUGAGGCUCCCGGGUUGCUGCACAGUAGUUUGAUUGUUAAUGGGCACUUGGGUCAUCCUUGAAUAUGAAUUGCAGGGGAGGAAACUCUGAAACUGCAAAUCCUGAUCUUUAAAAAAAUAUAUUAUUUUUUAAACAACUGUGUAUGUUCUGUCACUUUCUUUUGUGGUGCUGUGGAGCAAAACCAGGUCUUCUUUCCCCAUGGAAGACCUGUGUAGUGGGCUCUCGUGUUCCUCUGGUGUAUCACUAUUGCUGCUCUUGUUUUUUUUUUGCCCUGGGUGGUUGGCAGCCUAGGGAGUCCUGAAUUAAAGAGAUUUUCCACUUGGAACAUGUGCCUUGCAGGUCUGCCCUGAUGGGCACCUCAGGUCCCGUUUUCCUCACCCACUCUGUAGUGACGAGACUGGAUCUUUCAGAGUUUCAUCCACCUAUCGACAAGACAGGCAGUCAGCUAGAAUCUUUUACAACCUUCUAAUGUAAAGGGGGAAAAAUAAAUCAAAUUCUGCUGGAGGCCUCUCUUUAAUAGUAUAUCCCUGAAUUACUUUUUCUAAUUUUCCAAAUUAUUUCAUUUUCCCAACACUCUAAUGAUGUUUAUGAUGUGACAGACAGGAAGCAGUUAACUUACCAAAGUUAUAGCAGGUGUGCAAAAUAAGCAGACAGAUCAGAUAAAGUUGCUGUAGGUAUCACUUGCGUAUCUGGAAGAUACAAUAUUAUUUCUGCAGAAGCUGAUUCUUUCAUGAGGGUGGGCACAUCAAAAGUAAAACCAGCAAAUCUGAAACGUCUUUGCCUGUUACUAAAAACACUUUUCAGUCCGACGUAUCAGCUGGACAUGUGUGCAUCAUAUUUUGCCUCAUGCAGGUUCAACUAUACUUCAGUGCUUGAGAUUGUUUCAACUGAGCAUUUAAAAAUGGAUUUUAAAUGGCAUUUUAAAAUAUACUUUUCAGUAUUUAUUCAUUUAAUUUUUACAUUUCAGUUUAGACAGUAAAAAUACACUGGUUUCACUCGUGUUUACUUCUGCUUCCUGCUAGGAUCCCCUCUACUCCCCAAGGUAUUAGCUUGUUUGUGUUGCUAGCACUGCAUGGGCAAUAUUUAUUUGUAUUAAAAUCAUUCUCUGAGGGUUUAAAAAGAAACAAAAAAAACCCAGCCAUGGGAACAUUUGUAUUGGUUGAUCUCUUGGCCGAAUUUGACCUGACCUUGUGCCUUUUAUGGUAUUGCCUCAUUUUUAGAUUCAUCUUUUUUGGAACUAUUGUGUUACACUAGAUAUUGUUUGUAAAUUAGUAAUAUUUUUACACAUGCUUUACUGAAAGCCAGAUGACUCAUUUGAAAGUUUAAUGACUCAUUGUGAGCUUUCUUUUUUCCCUUUAAGAAAUAUGCAAAGAUACCUACUGCGGAGAGAAAGGGCUCAAGAAAUUUCAUUUGAAAAAAAACAAAGCUGUUUUUGAGCUGCGUUGCUCCAGAUCUCUCAUCAUAAGUGUCAUACGUGCUUUCUGUUGAAUAAUAUCUUUUGCACCCUGUGUUUAUCUGCAUCUGCAAUUAUGCAUGCAGAGUAUCUAGUUAAGCCUACUUUCCUUUAGCUGAUCCCUCUCGUUCACAGGAAUUUCCUAGCAUUUAAGAUAGAGAAAUUAUUCUUACCCGCAUAAAUGUCUCGUGUUGGAGAUCAGAUGUGGCCUGCAUUGUUUUCACUGUGGGUGCGCUCAUGUCGUAUGCUGCAAGAGGAGCAUCCAAGUAUUGCAGCGUUUAAACCACCGGUUGCUGACUGAAGCAGAAAAAGAGGAGACGUUACCAAUCGUGUAGUUGCAUUUCUAAAACAAACUGGCAUUUCCGUCACCAGGGGCCUCUUAUGAUCACCCCUCAUAGCCCCACAGCGCAGGAUUGACCCUCUAGAAACAGCAGGAUUGGAGCCUGUUGCUUCUUUAUAUCCAAAGGAGAUGCAGCGUUCCCCCAGCGAUGUGCGCUGGUCGGGAGAGGGAGGAAGGGGCUACGGGCAGGGACCUUGGCCUCGUUCCCCGCUCCUGGCACCCCUUCCCCAGCUUUACUGCACGCUUUCUGGCUCUAAAGAGGAGGCAGGGACAACGAUCAUUAGCUAGAAGAAAAACCAUAUCCAGAACAGCGUGGAAGUCCCAGAUGUGGUGGCAGAAUUAAACAACUGUUCUUUAAAACCUUGGGCCUGGCUCACGCUGAUGGAUUUCUUAACCAGAAACAGCAUCUGCCUGAAAAAAAGUGCCCGUUUCUGGCAUAGCUGGUAGCAUUGCUGAGAAUUUACACACAGUCUGGUUGGAACAUAAAACCCGCCAAGAAACUCCGCGGUGCUGUUCAGUGAUAAAAAGAAAUUGGUGUUAAUAAAGACAGACAAGGAGGCAUGAAAGCUGUGACCCUGUGCCAAGAAGCAUAGGAAAUCUGGCAGCACUGCAUAAACAAAAACAUUUCCUUAAAGGCUCAGCAGCCCUAAGCAGGCGAGUGAUACCCUCAGCACAGCUCACGAAAGACGAACACAAACGGGGAGGUGAAUAGCUAACAGCAAACUUGAUCUCGCCCAGCUGAGGCAGUCCUGCCGCAGAGCAGCUUGCCUCGCCACCCAGCAGGAAAGCAGAGAGAUUUUCUACUCCCUCCUCCAAGUUCAGUGGACGCAGAUUUAACACACACGUGCGUACGCACCCGCCCCGGGAGCCUGACCUCCCGCGGACCUCUGCCUACGAGCGGGCUCUGCUGGUUUCGCAUGUGCCGCAGGACCUCUGGCUCAGAGUUUUGGAAAAGAGAAGCCCUAAAGGCAUCGACGUUGGGAUGCACAGGAAACCACAAGUAACCCUGCUCACUUUUAAUUAAGUGUCCAGAUCCAGGCUCUGGCCUCAGCUGACCAGAAGCCUCUUGCCAUAUGUGAAAGAAGCGGGUCCGCUCCCUCCAGCUGUGCUGUCUCAGCCGAUGUCAGCAGGGAGGAGGCCGGGCCAGGGAGCCAAACCUGUCCCUCUCCCCCAGCUCCCCCCCAGCUCCGGGCUGCGUGGCAGCAGCAGGCGCGACCGUACACACUGUGGCUGUGUCUCUGCUACCUAUGUCCGUCAGCUUUUCUAGAGACACCAAAUUCCAGUAAUUACUCAUCACUUCUGGAAAGCCUAUUCCCUUCUGCACCUUGAAGUAAAAAUAACUGACUAGGCUUGGGAACGGACAGCGCCUCUGCAAACAUCUGCUGCGAGUGACCCGACGGCUGCAGGGAGGUAUCAAAGCGAAUGUGCCUCCUUGGACUGAGAACAAGCUCGGAAAGGGCUCAGAAUCUGAGCACGUAACGACAGACUCUUUGUAAUGAAUACCCGCGAGGGGGCAGAGCUAGCUCUGCCGUGGGAGCCCUCGCCCCACGUUUCCUGAGCUCUCUGUAGGAAGAGCCUUGGCCUCAGUGUUUUGGUGACCCAGCCUGUUGCAGUCAAUUUCUAAAUGCUCCCGUGACAUGUUUAUUUUGCAAUAUCUUCUGCUAGCAGACAGGCGCUCGCUUACGAGUGAGUCUUAGUAGGUACAUUGGGCUUUUCAUUCGCAAGGCAAUCUGGAAACAUCAAUAGCCGUGAAAGUAAUUGAAAUAUUAUUGUUAAGCAUUAACAAUUAAUGCUGACAGCGAUCAGCUGUAGAUGCUGGAAAGAAGCAGAACAGUACUGGAGCUAAGGUGACCUGUCAGCUGUUCCUGUGUCUUACUCAGGUGCUCAGACUCCUCCAUCACCUUUAGUUUUUAGUUUGGGAUGGAAAGUUUAGGAUUUUCCUGUGGAAUCACAGCUGUAACUGGCCCAGUAUCAGGGCAGAGGUGGAAAUGAAAUUCUACUCUGCCACUUAGCUGUGGAUCUGCUGAGCCACUAAUUUCGGAACCACUUCUAGGAUAACCCUCUUGUCAAACAGGAUGUUAAACAUGAUCUUAGUGGAAAUGCCUGUUAGUGAUGAGCUGGAAUAAGGUUCAGUGAAAUAUAAGCUCUAUAGCUUCCAGAUAUAUAAUUCAGCCUCUUGCAGUUGCAGGGAGGCUAUAUUGAGUUUCAGGAACGGACGGAGGUUUCCUCACAGCUUUGCAGGAGGAUUACACUUUUCAGCUCUGUCUCUCAGGUCUGGAGCUGGAUUUUCCCUCUUUCCCCCAGAUGCUUUGGCAGCAGAAAAAAGGAAAACCUAAACAUUACAGCAUGACUUUCAGGCACUGCACUGACAACCAUGAAACAAGUAAGAUUCAUUGCAAGUCCCUCAGCUCAGAGCUGUGCUGGGAGCUUUCUGCUCUAGGCUUGAGACUUACUUUACUGAGGUAUGUCACCACGGCAGGAGCUGCGCUGUUCUGUGCAGAGGUACCUGAGUUAGCUCAGACUGAGUCAACCAGGGGACGAAAGCAGGAUGACCAGUCCCUGAGCCCGCGCUGUUUAGCGCUGCGACCUCGCGACGUAGAGCCUCAGCCCAGAGUGAGCGCUGUCUUAACACACGCUGCUUUGGGGUGUCCCGGCAGAGCCCAGCAUGGUGCUGCAGGGCAGAUCUGUCUAGGCCGGUCGGUCCCGGAGCCAGGAGAGCUGUCCGAGACCAGCGCGCAGAGGAUCACUGGGUUUACCCAUAGUCCAGUCUGUCCUUCACAGGAAAUAAAUCUAGCUGUGCUACACAUGACACUGUUUUUUUCCCAC